AUGCCGGACCCUCUGCGCAUUGCAAUUGUGGGUGGAAGCGUUGGAGGCUGCACUCUGGCGCUUGGUCUUCUGAAGCAUCCUCACAUUCAAUUCGAUGUCUUCGAAAGAUCCACCUUUCGAGAGCGUGGCGCAGGCAUUCUCAUCUACCCCAAUGGCAUGAAUGCUCUGCGAGCGCUUGGAGUGGAUGGGGAUCAAAUGAUGAAAGACGCCGGCGCAUUUCGUUCCGCGUACCAAAAUGCAGUCGUGGCAUACGGAGAACACAAAGACAAAAUCCUCUGGGAAACUUCCGAUGGCGUGCAAUCGGUCAUCCGGACGAAUUUGCUGGAACAAAUGUUGCAGAGGCUGCCCGCGGAACGCUUACAUGAACACAAGCUACUGGUGUCGAUAGAAGAAGGAGCGAGUCUGACAUUGCACUUCGCAGAUGGCAGCUCGUAUGAAGCAGACGCUGUGGUCGGUUGUGAUGGCAUUCGUUCAACGAUCAGAGGAAUCAUUCUUGGUCCGCAGCAUCCAGCAGUGCCACCUGUCAAUACUGGAUUCUGGGAUGCGCGCGCCGUGGUCAGUUCUGAGAAAGGGUUGGCGAGCUUUGGUAGUACCGUCAUAAAGCCGGAGAGUCCUCGGCAGGGCUAUCGGUGUGGUGAAGGAAGCAUCAUCCUCUUCGUCUCUGGUCCUCCCGGAAGCAUGGCUGCAGCGAUUGUGGGUGGCAAAACGGGCCCCGGCGACGAACAUAUCACAGAAUGGAAGACGCCGAUCACUCGAGAGUUUCUGGAAAGGAAGUAUGCCAAAUGGGGCAACCAAGAGUAUCUCGAGGGCGUCUUUGAAUGCCUACUGACCCCAGGAGCGGGCCCGGGAGUGUUGUUCCAGCAAUGGGAAAGUCAACCGGCGCCGACAUAUUGGAGAGGCCGAAUCUGUAUGAUGGGUGAUGCGGCCCACGCAACGACUCCUUGGAUGGGUCAAGGAUUCAGUAUGGUCGCCGAAGAUGCUGCUGUCUUGACCGGCUUGCUGGGGAAUGUGCGGGCAAAGGAGGAAGUGGAGUAUGCCUUUGAAGCAUACGACAAGACGCGUCGCGGUGGUAGGCCGACGUUUGUGGUGGAGAAUUCCCGCUUGAUUGCAGAGAUCGCUUGUGGCAGCCAGGGGUUUGAUCCUGCAACCAUCGCCUCGAACCGGAUAGUAGAGAAGUACCGGUGGGUGUGGGAUGGCGAUGUGGAGAAGGAAGUGAGCGGGGCCGUCGACUAUUUCGAAGCGCUGAAGCGUAGUUGA
Neohortaea acidophila is the source of this 1257-nucleotide messenger RNA. RefSeq lists its product as uncharacterized. Bases 1 to 1257 code for a protein of 418 amino acids. Gene Ontology annotation, molecular function: FAD binding. The record is from RefSeq and is a predicted model, not a curated record. The transcript is spliced from 3 exons. NCBI's taxonomy places the organism in Eukaryota, Fungi, Ascomycota, Dothideomycetes, Mycosphaerellales, Teratosphaeriaceae. Gene Ontology annotation, biological process: secondary metabolite biosynthetic process.